AUGGUCGGCCUUACGGUGCUCCCCCUCACGCGCGUUCCCAAGUGGCCUGCCUACUUCAUUCAAGCAGUCGGCCUCGGACUGUUUAUUCAAGGCUACGCUGCGUGGGGCUGGCCGACGUACCUGGACAUUUUACCCCCAAAGUACCAAAUCGACUCGGGCGAUGUCCCUCCAGAGGCAGUGAACGCGACGGCGACGUCGGCCAACGUGACGUGGGAGCCACUGGACAACGUGGUUGGGUACGCGCUCAUGCUGAACGGCGUGCAAGUGGCACGAACCCAUCGACUUUGGGCCACCGUGGACAACCUCCAGCCAAAUCGAACGUACUACAUCCAAGUGUCGGGCAUCGGGAACGGCGGCGUCGACGGAUGGCCUGGACUCGAAGGCAACUUUUCGACGCUGCCCUUCCAGACGUGA
Molecule: messenger RNA, 414 nt
Organism: Aphanomyces invadans
Lineage: Eukaryota; Oomycota; Saprolegniomycetes; Saprolegniales; Verrucalvaceae
Exons: 2
Coding region: 1-414 (137 amino acids)
Molecular function (GO): protein binding
Source: RefSeq, a predicted model, not a curated record